AUGCCUCUGCCCUUCUCAUCGCCGCGGCUCUCGUCUUUCCGAAAGCAGCAUCUGCUUGUCGAGUUCUCUACGCUGCGACAUGCUCAGCUCGACGGUGUUUUCGUGACCAUCACACCAGGCGAUCCGUCGCUAUGGGUAGGCGUCAUAUUCGUGCGAAAAGGUCCAUAUGCCCCUGCAGUCCUGCGCUUCCAGCUGUCUUUUCCGUCGAGCUAUCCAGCUCUACCGCCCAUUGUGACCUUUUCUACCGAUGUUUUCCACCCUCUGCUCACGCCACUCACAACAUACACUCACACAACUGCCUCCUUGGACACGGACACCGUCAGCGCAACCGACGAGGAACGGUUACCACCAGGUGGGUUCAGUCUUCGUCAUGGGUUCCCACACUGGUUUGGUCGGGCACGACGGUCUGUAGCAGGUUCGCGCGACGCGAGUGGGUCUAUAGUCGAUAGCCCUGCUCAAAGUGGUACGCCUGUGCACGCGGAAGGAGGAAGUGCUACCUUGGACCAUUCUAGAGCACUAUCCGCUGUGACUGGUGUCUCCAUCGUGGCCGUUAUCGAGUACAUCCGGUCCACAUUCAGUGAGGAGACAGUCCUCGAUUCAGUCUCGUUAGAAGCCGCCGCGAACCCAGGCGCUUACCAUGCAUGGCGAGCUCACCGUGGCUCAGAGUUGCAUGGCCAGCAACGUUCUCUCAGUCCUGUCUCUUCUAACUCGGGCGAAGGUGUAGCACUUGGAAGAAAUCGACGUCCUGGAGAGUGGAAUUGGGAGGGCGUAUGGGAAGAGCGUGUGAAAAGAGCUGUCAAUGCUAGUCUCUCUGAGCCUGUUCUGUACGGACCCGGCGCCGGAGAAGAUAUCAUUCGCUUCCAGCAGGGAGACAGUGAGACUAUGGCCGGCAUGAAGAAUCAUCUGGCCCUUGCAGCUGCACGAACGACAGAAGCUUAG
Ascochyta rabiei is the source of this 939-nucleotide messenger RNA. RefSeq lists its product as uncharacterized. Lineage: Eukaryota; Fungi; Ascomycota; Dothideomycetes; Pleosporales; Didymellaceae. The transcript is spliced from 4 exons. The record is from RefSeq and is a predicted model, not a curated record. The coding region runs from base 1 to 939 and encodes 312 amino acids.